GCUUAUGUCUUCACCACCAAGUAUGAACAUAUGGCAGGAUUGUUGUCAGCUCUGGUCCAGAUUACUGUCAGAAAUGUCACCACUGGGCGUGAACCAUCCUCAAAUCUUGUCGAACUUCUGGAGAAAGUCAUACAUAUUUAUAAGGGUUCCCAGAGGGCUCACCCAAACCAGAAACAGGUACUACAGAUGGUUACUUCUAAACUGUUGGUGCCAGCAGUCAUGUUGUGGGGCUGUACCCAUUCAGACAAGGCUGAGAUCAAGUCACUAGGAACAACACUUAUAAACAUCAUACAGAAUGGCAUUUUUGACAAGGACCAUCAGGUGAGCUUCAAUAUGUACCUGAGUACUGUCUGUGGUGAAGGCGAGUCAAUGGCUUACUAUCUCAGGACUAUCGAAAACCUCUUCAAUACAAUAUCCAGCAUACUCGAUGGCAAGCAUGCCUUAAAACUGACGUCUAACAAGGACAUGAGGUUGUUUACACUAGAUUAUCUCCCCUACUUCUUCAACGGCUUUAUUCACCACAAGUGUAACUCAGAUAAUAUCACAGCCCACCGACUCUUCCUCUACAUCUGCUCUCUGAUUGGUGUAAAACUAGAUGACAGCGACCCCUGUGAACAAGCACUUGAACCAUCACUAAUAAGGGUGAUAACUGGCCUACUUAAGAUGGUCCAGGAGGCAGAUAUUUAUCAUGUUGCUAAUGACAAUGCUGCUGGUGGACAGCAACUUCAGGCCUAUAGGACCAUACUGGAUGUGGUAUUGAGGAGUAGUAGCUGCCCAGAAGUGUUUGAUUGCUUCCAACAGCUGCUGUACUUAAACCAUAUGAUCCUGGAACCAAGACUUACUGAAGUUCUGCGUUUGUGUCUUCUGAAUCAGGCCCAGCAGUGUGAUGUGGCUGACAAGUUUCUUACUGAGCUGAUUUCUACCUAUGGCAAGUUACGACAGGUUCCUAAAUGGAUAGAGAAAGUCCUGGCCACGGUGGAACAGUCCAACCUAACAACUUGGUCAGGCUUUCCAUCCCUCUUCUCUGAAAGGUUUGGUGAUGUGGUCCAGUCUCUACCCCAGGGAACCACAGUUGAUAUCUGGGAAAACCUGCUUCAAGUGAUCACCAAGAAGUACCGACCACAGCUGGUGUCAGACUCAGGUAAAGGAGGCUAUCAAUGUAAAGAUAAAAGAUAUUUCAGAUGGAGAUGUACAUGGGGAAACUGGGGAAAUAAGCUGGUGUGUAUGGCUGACCUUGUACAGCUGUACCUGAGGAAUGUACGUAUAGUCGACUACUCCAUCACAGACUCAACCUCAGUCAAGGUCAACCAGCUGAUGACAGCCAUGGAAACUGACGUUCUGGUUCCCUUGUUGGACCUGUGUUUAGAGAGUAAAAAUUCGUGUACUUUGCCAUUGGGGACACUCCUCUUAUGUGGUGUGUGGGGUGAACUUGAGGUAAUGCUCGGACAAUACACACAGCGGCAAACAGGGUACAAACAAAAAAAUCUUGAUGGGAUGAGCAAGGUCAGUCCAGUCAUUCUCCACACUUACUGGUCAGCUGACAAUUGGACAAAGCUACAAAAGGCAAUAGACAAGUCUGAACACAUGGAUGUUAAGUACUGCUGGGAUCUCCUAGUCCACCAGGUACUGAGGGUCACUCUACUCUCUGUUACAAUGGCCUCUACUGAUCUGUCCACCCUUCUGACUGGAGUUCUAGAUCAGCUUUUCACAGUGACAAUUGAUAACUUUGCAGGGCAUGAGUGGGAUGGAAAAGUGUUCAGUGUAACUAAACAAAACUGCAAUACAGCGAAGUGGAGUCUGCUUGAGAUGUCUCUGCCUUUGGUGACCCAGUGUCUGGAGGGGCGACAUAUUAAGAUAAUUGCUGAUUUUAUAGUGCAGCUGUAUCUGGAUGACAGUGUCCAAAGUGAAAGAAUCUGCAUGAGACGAAUUGGUGACAGAAUCAUGGAAGGCUAUGUUUUUAGGCAGAAUAGAGAAAUCCAAUCCUCCAUCCUGACAGCUGUGUUGAAAUGUAUCAGUGUAGCGUUAAAACCUAAUGUCAAGGUUGGCAAGAAGAAGAAGAGUGAUUUAUCAGUAGUAUAUCAGGUUUUAGGGAAUCUAGGCGAUUCAGACAAAGUUUGGACACAAGAUAUGGACAGCACAAAGUUGGAAUUUCUACAGAACAUCACUACGACAGUGGGUGACCUCCUGUCUAGUGACAAUGACCUAGUGGUGUCUCCAUCAGUCAUCUCCAAUGUAGGCAAGAUGAUCCAGCUCCUGUCACUUUUGCCAAUAGAAACUUUCAAUUCUUCAGACCAGCACAGAUGUAUUCUGGGGCUGACCGUUAUUCUGCACACUCUGCGUGGAUCAGUUGAUACAGAUCUGAAGGUUGUAGAGAAGUGUGCUGGUCUCAUGGCUGUUAUCAUGGAGGCAGGACACACACCUGUGUUUCAGAUGCUGGAUCUGGUGACAUAUUUGGACUGGUUAGAUAAACUGUACUUGUGCUGUCAGGUCUGCUCUGCUCUGGAGAUGAGGAUGAAGUUAUUACUGGAAGUGACCUGUAGAACAGUAGUAAUGGAUUACAAGGCUCUCCCGAAACUUACUGCCUACAGUAACAAGAUCAGAGAAAAGAUAGCAGACUUUAAGAAAAAGAAGACUGAUAAUAGUUUGGAUGGUUGCAUGAUUAUAGUGUCCUGCUGUUUAAAUCAGCUAGAAAGAUCGCUGAAAAAGUCAUUCUUACCUGCGAGUGUGAGAGAGAUCUGCGAGACCUGUUUACUGCAUCUCAUUGGCGUUACCAUCAAGUUUGUUGCCUCUAAGAAAACAGAUCCAACAAAGCUACCACUGGCCGCUGUCAGUUGCUAUGCAACAACUUUGAAAUGCUGUUCCUUUGGGGAGGAGAUGACCGAGGUGGAAAAAACAGUUCGGGACAGUUUUCAUCUUCUGUUGAAUUGGUCAUUGAAAGUUUUACAACAGGAGGAUGUGGGACAUAGUAGCCAGUCAGAGGCUCUGAACUUAUUGUCUGUGAUUUGCUGUAGCCAUGGAAUGCUAACAGAGCUGUUUACAACUGACCACAAGGCUCAGGUCUGGGACAUACUCAUGGCCCUGUUUAAGAGGGUACUUACUUCACAGAAAACAACGAUGUCAUUGACCAGCGUGGAAAAUAAACCUGAUGAUACAAAUUUACCGGACUGGAGAAUUCAUAGGAGGAUACUGCUGUACAACGGCCAGUUAACUGACCAGCAGUGGACACCAGUCAUUCUUACCCAGCUUCAGGAAACUGUAGCCGCUUUAAUACCUUCCUGUGAGACUGACCAGUUCCAGGACAUGAUAAACAGCCUUCUUACUCAGACAGGUGUAGAGUAUAUAGGGACAGGUACACAACAGCUAGCCUCCACCUUGUACAUCUGGCAGCAGCUGCUGAACUUUGAUCUCUCGCCGAACCAGAGCAGUGUCGUAGUUCAUGCUGUGAAAAACCUGAUGUUGAACUGUGUAUCGUUGAUGCAGCAUGUAAACGGUAUAGAUGAUGAGGGCUUGAUCAGUUCUCUAGCUGUCCCAGUACUAACCACACUGGUCCGGAUGCUGGAGUUUGGGCCUAAACUGAUGUCAUCAUACACUGCCUCUAUGGCUCUCCACUGUUGCCAGUUCACUCCAUUAGAUGGCAGCACGAGUUUUGUCCCAGCAUUCCAUGCUGUGUACAAUGUUCUCAAUGCCCUGUUGGUACAUCAUACAAACACUGUUUACAGUGUUAUCCCCUCCUUCCUCAGCUGCACCAAACGUUUGCUGAAAGUGGUGGUUAACCGAGGUGACCAGGAGAGAAUCGGUCAGGAUCCGGAUGUGUUAACCAAGCUGAUAGACUGUACACUUCUGUUUGAUAGGUUGUGUCAGCUGAUCAGUACACACAAGCGAGAUUUUAACAAAGUGGCUGGUUACCUUGUAUCUGACUAUGUAUGUGAAGUACAGAAGGUCUCUCUCCAUCCAGAUGUAAAGAAGACCCUAGUCCCGGCGGUGUAUAAAUUGUUGGAUCUUUGUGACAAGUUCAGUAUUUCUCAGCUCCACACUGUACUGCAGACAGGUGUGAAAGAAGUUUUUAAAGUUCUUUAUGACGACUAUACAAAAUACUUCAAGUACACUGAGAAAUCCUGAGACGAGGUGAGCUAAACCACUGGGUCCUCUAGACAGUGCUUCAGUGCCAUCAUCAGUCUUACAACAAGAGGGCACAUCUCUAUUUGUCUUCUAGCAGGAUAAACUAACUGCUUUUAACCAGUAGGACCAGUGUUGAGGGAUCACUGAUGACAAACAAGGUCCUCCCUACAGACUGAGGUAUUCUGCAAAUACCGAGGAGAGGGCAUGUAAGUCCUCAUGUCCAGUUAUGAUAAGCUCAGCAGUCUGCUGGGCACAGCUAACAUAAAGAAACCCACAAGGUCCUUGUCAGUGUCAGUGGCAAGUCCAGGCAUUUCUUAUCAAAAUAAAGUUGAUGAUUAUGAUGGAGUCUGGAAGUUGGUCAAGUAUUGUUCCUUGGCUGAAACUAGCAAAGAAAGUGGAUAACCAGAGCACAGUAUAAAAUAUAUGAACCAAAUACUGGGUAAUGGCUAUGAGAACUUUGGGGAAACAAUGAGGAGAGUUAAGUUGUUAUGUAAUGUUAAGUGUCUAACUGUGGGAAAUCUAAGGAUGGCUAUCACGGAAGACUGUCAAAUGUGGAUAUCAUAGAAGACUGCCAAAUGUGGUGUAAGACUUAUAUAAACAAGAACAUCCCACACAAUUAAUGAUACCAAUUAGAAUGUUUGUAUCAGUUCCUGAAUGUUUUAUCGUCUACUACAGUUAGUUGAGAACAAUGUUUGUGCUCUCUUACACUCGAGAACAUCUGUGAUAUUUUUAAGGUGCAUGUUUUAUGUGAUAAAACUGGUUGCAGCUGUACAUUUGUUGGUACAUAGAGAAUAAAACAAUAAUCUCCAUGUUUUAUGUAUGUGGUCUGUUUCCAAGCAUGAGAUUCUACAUACCCUAUCACAUAUAAAUGUUUAGAACAAUGUCUGUAAUAAUUACAUGAUAUUGAAGCUUUGAAUAUUAUAAAUUUCCUGCUGGUAUACUGAGUGAAUGUAUGCAGCAAGGUGGAACGUUGCCAUUGACUUUGUUUCAUCAAGAAAUGAAAAUUAAAAAAAAAUGGCAAAUCAGAAAAGCGCAUUUGGCAU
Ylistrum balloti is the source of this 5162-nucleotide messenger RNA. Its product is annotated as unhealthy ribosome biogenesis protein 2 homolog. Gene Ontology annotation, cellular component: nucleolus. The record is from RefSeq and is a predicted model, not a curated record. Bases 31 to 4119 code for a protein of 1362 amino acids. The transcript is spliced from 27 exons. Lineage: Eukaryota; Metazoa; Mollusca; Bivalvia; Pectinida; Pectinidae. Gene Ontology annotation, biological process: ribosome biogenesis.